This is a messenger RNA of Cephus cinctus (wheat stem sawfly), 2649 nucleotides long. It is a transcript of the gene HisCl1, whose product is annotated as glycine receptor subunit alpha-3. Gene Ontology annotation, cellular component: membrane; neuron projection; synapse. NCBI's taxonomy places the organism in Eukaryota, Metazoa, Arthropoda, Insecta, Hymenoptera, Cephidae. The coding region runs from base 1063 to 2322 and encodes 419 amino acids. The record is from RefSeq and is a predicted model, not a curated record. The transcript has 9 exons. Gene Ontology annotation, biological process: regulation of membrane potential; signal transduction; chloride transmembrane transport. Gene Ontology annotation, molecular function: chloride channel activity; transmembrane signaling receptor activity; extracellular ligand-gated monoatomic ion channel activity.
AGCUUAACCCCACUUACCCCUCGACUGCUCGAGCCAAGGAUUUAACCGUAGUUUCUCUCCGACCAGACGUAACCCUUCUUCCUGAUUAAAUGACUGAAUAGUUGGCCAGCAUUCAUAUGGCCAAAGUCAAUCUGGGAUCUUAACCAGGUCCAUCGAAGCUCGGCACCGUUGAAUAACUACGGAAGAUACUUGGAAAGUAUGGAGAACCGUCUAGAGGUAUUGGGAGCUGAUCCUGUUCUACUCGGUGGAUGAAAAAGCGAUGAAUCUCACGCGAAAGAAUAGUUUGUGGACGUUGAGGUGGUGGUAAAGUAUGUCUCUGGAAAGUGGCACUGGAGGUGACACACACUAUCGUGUGUGCGACCCCCCGACGUAUAAGAUGAAAGAGUAGGGCUUAAUCAGUUAGUCGAUAGGCAAAUUGGCUUAGAGGCGCCCCUAAGGGUGGUUUGCAGAAGUCAACCCCGUGCGUCGGCCGGCAGCCGUGUAUAUUUGCUGAGCUCGUCUCGCGAGUACCGAAGAACCGAAAACGUUGGAAAGUCGGCUUCCGGUUGCGGAUUUGAAUGUGUUCACCGGUGAAAGGAUAGUCACAUUCCUUACCCACGAAAAGCACCCUUCGAAGAAUCACGUGAGCGACAAGACAGCGAAGACUCGAAGCUUUUAUAUAUUAUUCCCGCGAACUUUGCCCGUACCGACUGCCGCAGUCUCCUGACGCAGACUCCUGUUCUCCACUUUGCCGCUUCUCCACUACCGAAUGAAGGAGACGCGUUUCCUGAACUUUGAUCAGCUGCACUUUGAUCUCUCUUAAGCGAUUUGACUGUUGCGACCGAUGCGAGCCACAUCGUCCUCAUCCUCGUCCCAAUUCUCCUGGUCCUCGUUACCGACGUACAACUAUCGAAGCCUAUCGAAGCCUAUCGAAGCCUCUCGAAGUGGGGGCGCCACUUGGGCAAGCAGGUGCUCCAGGACAUCAGGACAUCAGGACAUCAGGACAUCAGGACAUCAGGACAUCCUAGAUACUGCAACAUAGCAGCAAGGACUUCAUCGUUGUAGAAUGUCCAGCUGAUCGGCAUGUCGAGGAGACACUCUCUAGUGAUCCUGUGCUGCUAUCUCUACACGCUACUCGACAUGGCGGCUUUACACUUCCCGGAGGUCGAGCUGGAGGAAUACCACAGGAAGGAAGCUUCACUUUCGCUUAGGGACAUUUUGCCACUGAAUCCGAAGCAGUACGACAAGCACAGAGCGCCUAAAUACCUGGGCCAACCGACGAUCGUUUACUUCCACGUGACAGUCCUAAGUCUCGACUCCAUUAACGAGGAGUCCAUGACGUACGUCGCCGAUAUAUUUUUAGCUCAAAGCUGGCGCGACUCGAGACUGAGAUUGCCGGAAAACAUGUCCGAGGAAUACAGGAUACUUGACGUUGAUUGGCUGCACAACAUUUGGAGACCCGAUUGCUUCUUUAAAAACGCGAAAAAGGUCACUUUCCACGAGAUGUCGAUACCCAAUCAUUACCUAUGGCUCUAUCACGACAAGACCUUACUCUACAUGUCCAAACUGACUCUGGUUCUCUCUUGCGCAAUGAAGUUCGAGUCUUAUCCUCACGAUACUCAAAUUUGCUCAAUGAUGAUAGAAAGCCUAUCACACACUACCCAGGAUCUAGUUUUCGUAUGGAACAUGACGGAUCCUUUGGUGGUAAAUCCUGAGAUUGAACUUCCGCAGCUCGAUAUCUCGAACAAUUACACGACGGAUUGCACCAUCGAAUAUUCGACUGGCAACUUCACCUGCAUCCAGAUCGUCUUCAAUCUACGCAGAAGAUUAGGCUACCAUCUUUUCCACACGUACAUUCCCUCGGCACUGAUCGUUGUCAUGUCCUGGAUUGCAUUUUGGAUAAAACCCGAAGCUAUCCCAGCCAGGGUCACGCUAGGCGUUACCUCGUUACUGACACUAGCAACGCAAAAUACCCAGUCCCAGCAAUCGCUGCCACCAGUGUCCUACGUGAAAGCCAUCGACGUCUGGAUGUCGUCCUGUAGCGUCUUCGUCUUUCUGUCGCUCAUGGAAUUCGCUGUGGUUAAUAAUUAUAUGGGGCCGAUAGCCACCAAAGCCAUGAAAGGAUAUUCGGACGAGGAUUUACGCGAGGCAAUAGACGAAUUCAAGACGCCGAUGCGACCAGAUUCCGAAAGAAGUCGAAGUCCCGUCAGGGUGCCAACCGUCCAAUACGACACUUGCUGCCAGGGUAGAGCGACCGCCAUUUAUAUAGACAAAGUCUCGAGAUUCUUCUUUCCUUUUUCCUUCUUCAUCUUGAACGUCGUGUACUGGAGCACCUUCCUUUAAGUAAGAGCAGCGCCGAGGAGUCGGGGGGGGGGGGAGUUAGCCCCGGCCGAGGAUCGAUCUUACAAUUAGAAAUGGGACUUUAGGCUUGAGAGUCACGGUCGAGCUUAUUCGAAGGCGACCAGAAGGCGAAAAGACGCCAACGACGUUAAACUGGAUAGGAAGGGGCGACGCCUAUUCUGGCAGACGCUCUUUUUGCAGGGCGCCGGCGCUUCGGGCGCCUGGCCAGCGUACUCGGAAGUCAGUCGGAUCGCUCACUGGAUCGCUCGAUCGAUCAACCGAGUAAUAAACGAUCCUGGAAGACGAAUUCUAUUAUAACGUGUCGCGCCU